GCUCAAGCUGCGGCCAGCCCCCCGCUCGGUGCGGCGCGGGCAUGCAAUGACGCGGGCGGCCAAGCCUGGCCGCAAGAUCGUGGUGCGGCACGGGGAGACGGUUACGCACCUCGACACCGUUGCGGACGCAGCGGAACUCAUCCUCCUCAUCGAGGCUGGAAAGCGUUCGUGCUGGCUCGCGCCUGGCGCUCGGGCGCAAGGCCACCACGGAGGAGGUCAGGCGCGCUCUCCUCGCCGAGGGGGACACGGACCUCGCCAAGAGGUGGGCAGCCUUUCGCGCAGGAAGGCGCCUCGCUGCCCGUCCUGAUCCAGAGCUCCUGCUCGACGUGCUCACGAAGCUGGAGGUGCCCCGGUCUGGCCAGCGGGUGAAGGAGCACGUCACGGACCUGCACGCGGAGCUGCCGCAGGACAACAUCGAGCAACGCUCGUUCCUCACGGAGGCCGGCGCUUGCGUGCUCAAGACCUCGGAGCGCGACACGUCUGCCGGCAAGUGCGGGAGCCCGCACUCGGAGCUGCUCAACGGCAAGGGCGGCCAGCCUGCCACCGAGCUGGGCGCCAUGGUCGAGAAGGCCAAGACCGCCCCGCUCAUCGACUUCAAGACCGAGGACACACAGUGCUACGACAAGGCGGACGAACCCUGCGUGCUCACGACCUCGGAGUACUCGGAGCACGACACGUCCGCCACCAUCGAGGACGACGAUCACGAGACUGCAGCCAGCCCCCUGCGCAAGGCGGACCCCAUCGGCGUGCUCACGGCCUCGGAGUACGACUCGUCUACCACCACGGAGCGCAAGGAAGUGGACAUGGUCGAGCGCAACACCCUGCAGUACGACGGGUCGGCCACCGCCGACUUCGAGACACUCCCUAAGGUGCGGGGCGACAACCUUUUGGCCUCCUCUCUGGCGGGUUCCGUUUUCGAAGAGCACGCCAACAUGGAUGGCAAGAAAGCGCCCAGCAAGGGCGCGAGUAAGACCUGCCACUCCAACGGCUCCUACACCUCGUACAGCAAGAGGAUGGCGGGCUUCGAGCCGCUGCAGCAGGGCAAGGCCAAGGGCAAGGGCUUCCGCUCUGUCUUCCCCUGAGGCCGCCCUGCCACUUUUGUUUUCAGAGGCCUUCUUGAGGAAUGAGCAUUUCCAGGCAUUCCAGAGACACCAGAAGGCCAGAGCCUCCAGCUACAGAGGCUGAAGGCCAAUGGGUUCGCCGACUUCGGAGCAGCGCACCUUCUGCCCAUGCGUGAAAAAUGCUUCGCCCCCCCCACCACCC
This is a messenger RNA of Prorocentrum cordatum, 1263 nucleotides long. The record is from the annotation of a GenBank genome assembly. NCBI's taxonomy places the organism in Eukaryota, Dinophyceae, Prorocentrales, Prorocentraceae.